GCACGUGAUCCCAUCGUUCGGGAAAACAACAAUCCCCAGCCAAUGAAAACAGGGGGUUUGGCCACGUGCCAAGGGGCGUGCCAUUUGUUGAUGUUCGAGCUUGGCCUAUUGGAACCGAGGAGGAGGGUGGGUGUGAAGAGAGCGCCAGGCGGAGGUGGGCGUGGUCCCGGUGUGUGCUUUCCACCGUUCGGGUUUUUUUUUCCCUCCGCCUCCCGAAUAUGGCGGCUGCGAGCACCGCACUAGCACUCCGAGCUCCCCGGGACAGCAUGGGAGUCGUGCGGGAACCUGGGCCCUGGCAGAGAGCGGAGGUUUCCCUCUCCUGCUGUGACUCUGGAGCCAGAUUUGAGCGUGACAGGAUUUUGGAGUCUCAAGUUGGGCAUUGCCAGCACCAUAUUCUUCCUACCCAGCAGCCUCAGUAUGGUAGCAGCUACAGCCCACAGGCACCGCCCUCUUCUGUCAUUCCUGUCCCCAAACACAGGCUGGAUGAGGCAAUUGCUGCUGCUGCCUUGACAAGUUUGUCGUCGGGCCCCAUGGUUCUGGGAGUUGGGACUGCAGACUGUAAUGGACAGCAGUACCGGGAUAGCACUGGCGUUUCCUCCAUCCGCAGAAGCAUGAAUAACAGUGAUCUGUACAUUGAAAUGCCUGCUUCAUCUACUCCAUCUCCCCCUCUGCACUCAGCAUACUCCUGCUCCUACCCAGAUGCUGCCAUUGAGGAUUCAGACACCACCCACCUCUUGUUUGGUGAUCCAAUUCCACGAAAGAGAAAGAAUUCCGGCCGGAUCAUGUUCCGCUGCCUGUGGAAGAAUUGUGGGAAGGUUCUUAGCAGUUCAGCUGCAAUCCAGAAACAUAUCCGAACAGCACAUCUUGGGAGGAACGUAGAGCAAGAGCACAAUGACGGGGAAGAGGAUUUCUAUUAUACAGAGAUUGAUGUCAACAUAGAUACCCUGAGUGAUGGACUCUCCAAUCUGACUCCCACCUCACCCACCACAUGCGGACCCCCAUGCUUUCCAUAUGCCAUGUCUCUAGGAGCUGUCAAUGGCACAGAAUUUCCUCUCAUAUCCCCAUUGAGUCUUUCAGCUCCCAGCAAUCUAUUCCAUGUGCACUCAGACCAUGCCUAUCAGGCUCUGUCUCCUGUCACCAUUUCUGACACCCCCAAAGUUGGCUUUUCCUGGCAGUCACCCCCAUUACUCAUCAAAGCUCCAGCAGUCCUUCCAGUGUUGAGUGUAACUGAGAAGGUGCAGCCGCAAGCGAUCACUGCUCCCAGCUCUAAGCCAAGCCCAGUGACCCGGAAGCCGCGUGGGGAAGCCAAGAAGUGCCGCAAGGUGUAUGGGAUGGAGAGAAGGGACAUGUGGUGUACCGCGUGUCGCUGGAAGAAGGCCUGCCAGAGGUUCAUAGACUGAGGGGGUGCUGGGGUACUUUGAGUCAGAUCCCAGACAGUUUUAAUCUCUGAUAAUGAAUUUCCUUUUCCCAGUAUGUUCCAGUGGGGCUGGGGUUUUUUCUCAGGCCAUGUCUUGCAUCAUGGGUCAUUGAAGGGCCAGGCAGGUGGUUUUUAUAGUUGCUAGGGCAAUGGGCACCAGAGCAACAAGGUGGGACAACUGUGCAUCUAUAGCUGCACAGCUCAGCCUUGGAGGGAAUUGGGGCACUGGGCAGUGUGCAAGGUUCAUGCUCAUUAUUGUAUAAUAUUGGGAGGCACAUUCUGGACUCUUGGGGGAGUACAUUAAUACCCCCCAGAUUGUGCUGCCUAGGUGCAUAUGUGUUAAUACCACGGGACUGUCUUAUCCUGCUAAUAUCCCUAGGAGUGCACUGCACACUAUUUCCCAAUGCCUAGAUAUAGCCCAGAGUGGAACAGUGCUGCCCCUACUUUCUUCCUGGACUCAGGCAUGCUUGUUUUUGCCCCAGCUGAGGGGGUAAUAGCAAUCUGUUGCUAUCUUUGCACAGUAAGGAGCAACGUUUAUACGUGUUUUAGUGAGUUUUGUAUUCUGUGACCUUUAAAGCAACAGCAGCACUCUUUCUGGGGGUAAGUGUGAGCUUGCAGUGGCCUAACUUACAUCUGCGUUACUUGUGGGGGUAAUAUAUGCUGCACUGUAUCAGGUGGUCACUGCCAAUAGGGGGUACAUUUGUGUAAGGGGCAGUUGUACUGCAUGCGUGAGUGGCAGAAUCAGGAUUAGUGUGAGUGUGUUUGUGACUGGGGGCAUCACCCUGAGUUGCAUUGAAGAACCUUAGGGGGACUGGGAAGCGUUAGUGCUGUGGGUUAGGGUGCCUGCGGGUCAGGCAAGGUGACUUGUCUCGUGUGUCCCAGUAUGAGGAGGACUCAACCCAAUUCAGCAGUUACUGCCCCUUCCUUAAGCUGCCCGUACAUACAGAGAUCCGCUCGUUUGGCGAGGUCACCAUACAAGUGGACCUCUCUCUUGGGCCCUAGGGCCCAAUGAUCAGAUCACAAAGAUGAGCAUACAAGCAGUUGAAUCAACAAACCAAUGCGUCCUGCCUGAUCGACAUCUGCCCGACUUUUGCCCAGAUAUCGAUCGGGGAAACCUGUCAGAGGGCCCUAUACACUGCCCAAUAAGCUGCCGACUUAACCUGUCGGCAGCUUAUAUCUGCCUGUGUAUGGGGACCCUACUCUGUGCAUUUGUCUAUUUGCAGAAUCUGGGUCAGUUCCCAUUUGGCUUUUGUGCCAUACAACCCCCUAUCAAACUUGUAGCCAAGGUAGUGACACGUAGUGAUAUCACACUGUAAUGAACUGGUGAUUAGUGGGGCAGUUACACACUUCAUACAAACCCACUUUAGAACUAAUUUGGCCUUUCAGCUUGGAAUACAGUCCUAGCUCCUGACUAGUUUUUCCCUCUGUGCUGGGUUAAGUCUGCCAAAUCGCAACCCGACCAAUAGGGGCCUGGCAUAGUGAAGUUAGUGUGUGUAUAUAGUGGAGCACAGCAGGGCACCCAGGAAACUAAACACCUCGUAUGGGCCCAUAUGCUGCUGCAGGAGCGGAGUGUUUGAUCUGAUUGGUAUCCCCUGCACCUCUGUUCUACUUUCUCUGACCUGUGUCUGCACACGCCAUCUACAGGGGCAGAGUUUUACCCGUGUGCAUGCAGGUGGUGUAUGGCAGAGAGCACGGAUGUUUCAUGCAUCUCUAAAGGGCUUCUCUGUGACAUUCCAAAGUUGCAUGUAAAACGGAGACUUCAUAUAAGCUUUAUGUUUAACGAUAAUGGGGAAAACUUUCUUGCACUAAGUGUGGCUUGGCGUUUCAGGCUAAGUGCCACUGAGAUUGCACUAAGUUUGGCAUCAGGCUUCCUGUGCACUGAGUGUGGCUGGGAGUGUUGGGAGUCUGCAUUUGCACAGAUAUCUUCAAACUGCGCUCUUCUAUCAGGGCCACUGAGACUCUGGGUUGAGCCCCAGGCUUUGAGUCUUGGGGGGGUGGGGGGGGUUGGAACCUGCAGGAAACUGUGUGCAGUGGGUGGGUAUGUGGAUAUUGCUUUCCAUUUGUCUGGCUGAGUUUGUGACAAAACACAGCGCCACCUGAUGGAGCAAUUGUGCCAAGCACAGAGCUGAACCUCUCACUGCUAUUUGCAGAAAUUAAAGAUUUUCUUUUUGUACCUUU
Messenger RNA from Xenopus laevis (African clawed frog), 3595 nucleotides. RefSeq names its product zinc finger protein 704 (gene slc2a4rg.L). Bases 219 to 1400 code for a protein of 393 amino acids. NCBI's taxonomy places the organism in Eukaryota, Metazoa, Chordata, Amphibia, Anura, Pipidae. The transcript is spliced from 9 exons. The record is from RefSeq and is a predicted model, not a curated record.